AUACAAAAUGAACAAGUACGAUGCUGCUCAAAUAGAACGUUAUACGAAUUAUCGCUAUGGUCUAAUUGGAUGCUAGAAAAAAAUUUUGAAUAAAAAUAAAAUUUGUUACUAAUCAAUGUGACGUAUUCACCAACGAUACCUAUACGCUAAAGGACGAUGUGGAACUUGUUAAAUGUAAUUAUAAAAUUAUUUUUUUAUCAAUUCUAUUGAGUGUCCUAAAAUUAAGUAUUCCGAGGCUGAAUACGUAUCGUGACGAUUAGCUCUCCGAGCGUCGCCAAUAUUAAAGAAACGGACGACCGAUAUGACACCUGAUUAAAAAUCGUCUGUAUUCUUGUAUCUUCUUUUUAGAUGUAACAACGAGAGGGGGAAUAGCGCGUACGAGGAGGGAGAAACUGAAAGUAACGAGACAUUCUGGCUUUGUAACUUGAACAAGUUUCUCAGUCGAUUCGUACUGCUUGGGAAAAGUCGACACGAAUAAAACUUCAGGACUUUUAUCAAAAUUACACGUGCUCUUUUUUUUCAGUUUCGAACUUUGUCCGAUAGACGAAUCCUAACGAUGCACGUGUCACUUUUUGCAAAAUUUAUAAUCACGGUGUCGGCAUUAAAAUCAUGAGAAAUGUGUGAUUUUAGAAAGUAACGAAAAUUUGUGUGAAAAUUGUUUUUUUUUUAUUUUUAUUCCAUUUUGGGCAAGUUCUCAUGGCUUCCGAACAAAUUCCAGAUGACGUCAACAGUAACAGCGAGAAAACUUUACCGGCCGAGCUGAACGGAAAUGCGGAAGUACAGGCCGUUUCUAAAUUGCGGGAGUCAAUUCCACAAGUUUGUGCCGUAUGUGCAAAGAAUCUUUUGCUAAUCACUUUUGGAUCGACUCUCGGCUUCUCGGCGAUCCUCAUCCCAGAGUUGAAAAAAGACCAUUCCGAAAUACAGGUCAACACGGAACAACUGUCAUGGAUCAGCAGCAUCAAUCUAAUUCUCGUGCCAGUUGGUUGCGUGUUCAGCGGUCCAAUCUCGCAAUUUUUUGGAAGACGAAAAACUAUGAUGAUCGCUACCGUACCGUUUACCAUUGCCUGGUUAUUAUUUCACUAUGCUACCAAUCCUACGACAUUGCUCAUCGCUUUAUGUCUGACUGGAAUCACUGGCGGUUUAAUCGAAGCACCUGUACUGACGUACGUAGCGGAAAUCACACAACCUCACGUCCGGGGAAUGUUGUCCGCCACCUCGACAACGUCCGUCAUCCUGGGGGUAUUCACACAAUUGCUGGCAGGAAGUAUGACUGGUUGGAGAACAGUGGCUCUUAUCAAUACAGCUUAUCCAGUCUUGUGCUUUGCUGCUCUGUGUCUGGUACCAGAGAGUCCUUACUGGUUAGCCGGCAAAGGUCGUCUUCAGAGUGCGGAACGUGCCCUCUGCUGGCUACGGGGAUGGGUGACACCACUCCACGUGCGAAAGGAAUUCCAGGCGCUUUGUAAAUCGAUGUCCAAACCUGCGGGAAAAGAAUCCGAAGGAACGAUUAAAGAGAAACCUUGGAUAGGAUACACCAGACGCACCUUCUAUCUACCUUUUACGUUGAUGAUCGUGACCUUCUUCAUUUCUGCCUUUGGCGGGGUUCACAGUCUGCAAACUUUUGCUGUUGUCAUAUUUUCUGAGCUGAAUGCCCCCAUCGAUAAUUACACGGCUGCUGUGUUCCUUGGGGCCGCUGAACUUGCGGGGACGCUCAUAUGCAUCUCUGCCAUACACUUCACUGGAAAACGAAAGCUUUCUUUUCUAUCUACCGUUGGUACGGGUCUUGGAUUUUUUGGCACUGCCGUUUACACAUAUAUGAUAGACGAAGGGAAAUUGAAUGGCGAAAAAUAUACUUGGGUGCCAAUGACUCUACUCAUUGGGGCUGCGUUCAUGUCGCACGUGGGAAUUAAACUUCUACCUUGGAUUCUCAUUGGAGAAGUUUUUCCUGGACAGGUGAGAAGUGGAGCUUCCGGUGCCGCUAGUUCCAUUGCAUACGUCUUCAACUUCAUUGUCAAUAAAGUAUUCUUGUAUAUGAACGAAGGCAUCACGCUUGCUGGCACUUUUUGGUUUUACGCGAGUGUCAAUCUUUUGGGUACUGUUGCAUUGUAUUUUAUACUACCGGAAACGGAAGGUAGAACACUUGAAGAGAUCGAGAAUCAUUAUGCUGGUAUUCACAAUCUGAAGGACAAACCAAAAAAGAAUGAACUGACAUUUAAGGAACAAUGUUCGGCAACUAAUCCCAUUCCCAUCAAUGACGAUAUUGAAAGCAAACUUUGAGUUUUUGAAAUUUCGCAGAAAUUUCAAGCUCGUGUUAUAAAUUUGUAUAAAUUUCAUCGCUUAUUUUGAACGUGAUAAAUAUUUUUUAAUAAGCGAUGCAUCGAGUGUUGUUAUUUGAAAAUUUAAGCGUUUUUUAAAUCAAAUCAUCAACGUGAUUUUGCGAAUGAUAAACUAGGUGGUGUGCGAUUGUAACAUAUUUUCUUACAUUUGAAACAGAGUUUAUUUAUUGUAAGACUAUAAUCUGUAAUAUUGGAUAGCGCUAAAGACAUAAUGAUGUUACGUAGUCUUUUAAUAAAUUCAUUGAUUUCCACAAUCACCAUUAUCGACCAGAUACAUUAAAACAUUUCGAGUAUGCGUUUUCUAGUGUGGCAUUGCUUUUUGUACAAAUGAACAAAAUCUUAUAAAUACGAUAGUUUGACUUUCAAGGUAAAAGAAAUUAGAAAAUCCACCGAAACAGUAUUUGACGUGAAUCAUUGUAAAUAAGAGCAACAAUAUAUGUAUAUUUUGUAAAAUGAUUUUAAACUAGAGCAAUAAAGUUUGAACUAAAAUAAAGGAACUAAUAAUCUAA
Molecule: messenger RNA, 2842 nt
Organism: Cephus cinctus (wheat stem sawfly)
Lineage: Eukaryota; Metazoa; Arthropoda; Insecta; Hymenoptera; Cephidae
Product: facilitated trehalose transporter Tret1
Exons: 5
Coding region: 697-2274 (525 amino acids)
Biological process (GO): transmembrane transport
Cellular component (GO): membrane
Molecular function (GO): transmembrane transporter activity
Source: RefSeq, a predicted model, not a curated record